This is a messenger RNA of Strigops habroptila (Kakapo), 2377 nucleotides long. It is a transcript of the gene DGAT2, whose product is annotated as diacylglycerol O-acyltransferase 2. Gene Ontology annotation, cellular component: endoplasmic reticulum membrane. Lineage: Eukaryota; Metazoa; Chordata; Aves; Psittaciformes; Psittacidae. The coding region runs from base 102 to 1178 and encodes 358 amino acids. The transcript is spliced from 8 exons. The record is from RefSeq and is a predicted model, not a curated record. Gene Ontology annotation, biological process: triglyceride biosynthetic process. Gene Ontology annotation, molecular function: diacylglycerol O-acyltransferase activity.
CGCGGCCGGUGCUUCUCCUACUCGCCGCUGUACCGGGGCUGCGGAGCCGGGUCCCCUUUUCCAUCCCAUGGCCCUGGCCGGGACCUGAGCCCCCCUCCGCAAUGAAGACCAUCAUCGCUGCCUACUCCGGGGUGCUGCGAGGCACAGGAUCGAGCAUCCUUUCAGCUCUGCAGGACUUGCUCUGGCUAUUGAAAUCCAAAGUAGAGAAACAACUCCAGAUCAUAUCUGUGCUCCAAUGGGUUCUCACUUUCCUCGUCAUGGGUAUUGCUUGCACUUUAAUCCUCAUGUACAUACUGUGCACAGAUUGCUGGGCCAUUGCUGCUCUAUAUUUAGCCUGGCUGGUGUUUGACUGGAAUACACCAAAGAAAGGUGGAAGAAGAUCCCAAUGGGUGAGGAACUGGGCCAUAUGGAGGUACUUCAGGGAUUAUUUUCCAAUAAGACUGGUUAAAACCCACAACCUGCUGACCACCAGGAAUUACAUCUUUGGAUACCAUCCACACGGCAUCAUGGGUUUAGGUGCCUUCUGCAACUUCAGCACAGAGGCCACUGGUGUCAGCCAGAAAUUCCCUGGGAUCCGGCCAUACCUUGCUACCCUGGCUGGGAACUUCAGGAUGCCCAUUCUGAGAGACUACCUCAUGUCUGGUGGUAUAUGUCCUGUGAACCGUGACAGCAUAGACUACAUCUUGUCCAAGAAUGGCAGUGGCAACGCCAUCAUCAUCGUGGUUGGAGGAGCAGCAGAGUCCCUGAACUGCACUCCAGGGAAGAACUCUGUGACACUAAAGAAUCGGAAGGGAUUUGUCAAACUGGCCCUGCGGCAUGGUGCGGACCUGGUUCCUGUCUAUUCCUUUGGGGAGAAUGAAGUGUACAAGCAAGUGAUCUUCGAGGAGGGGUCCUGGGGAAGAUGGGUUCAGAAGAAGUUUCAGAAGCACAUUGGCUUUGCUCCAUGCAUCUUCCAUGGCCGUGGUCUCUUCUCCUCCAAUACCUGGGGGUUGUUACCUUACUCCAAGCCCAUCACCACUGUUGUUGGGGAGCCCAUCACCAUCCCUAAAAUCUACAAUCCAACCCCAAAGGAAGUGGACUUCUACCACAGCAUGUAUGUGAACUCCCUGAUCAAACUCUUUGACAAGUAUAAGAGCAAAUUUGGCCUGCCAGAGACUGAGGUCUUGGAAGUCAACUGAAGGGAUUGGUUGAGCAUCACCUCCUUCUCUCAGAAUCAACACACCUUCUCCAGGAAUCCAAGCUGUCAUCGUGUACUUGAAAGCAUGUGUGGGUGUAUGUGUCUUUCCAAGAAAGUGUUUAAAGUAUUGCUAGACCACUUUGAAAAUAAAGAAAGGCUUUACUUUAGAUAAAUCCCAUUACCAACAUCUUUCUAUCCAGAAAAACAAAAGCACAACUCCCCAUUGCUGUGAGGAUUUGGAUAGGGGGGAAAUGAUUGCCAUUGUCAUUUGCUCUAUAAUGCUGUUGGAUUGCCAGCAAUGGAUUUAGAAGCAUUCCCACAGCUACUGUCCCCACUAGCACAGGCUAUUUUGGGAGAGUAGAAUCCAUCUGGUUGACUUGACCAGCAGUAUUACAGGCGUGUUGCACAAGAGUGAUGCUGAGAUGUGCUUAUGUUGCACAAGGGUAUUUCUGCUUUUGGGUAAACCCUUUCUGAAAGCACAAGCAGAAGCUGCCUGCUCUGACACUUACCAUGGAUGAUGCAGAGAAACCAAAGGGUAUGAGCCUGGUGGACCUCAAUUCAUAGUGUGGUAGAUACUUUGGUGGCUGUAUCUUCACCACUUGUAUUUGGAAUGUCAGGUUAGAAGCAGGUCUGUCCCUAUGCUGCUUGCACAUAGCUGGAGAUAGGGGACUUCUUCACAGCCACAAGACUCCAAAGGCAAGUUCUAAGGGAGCAGUGGGAUGGUGCAAUGGUGUUGCAGACCCAUAGGGGUAAAUGGGUUUGGAUCCCAAAAGCAUUUGGGGAAAGCUAGGAGUAACUUCUGCCCAAAGAUGGCUUUUAACUAUUCUGCCUGGUGAAUGUAAAGGAGUAAGUAGCCUUGUCACAUGUAGGAUCUACAGUGAGUGACUUCGACAAGUGUUUUAUCAGAUGUUUACGUGGGUGUUAACACUGCUUGUAGUGAGAUUUCUUCAGAGUACAACGUGUUUGUGUGUGUAAACCUGAAACAUUGCACUACUUGCAUGUCUGACCUGCCUUUCCAAUGGUUCAGUUGUAUUUUGAGCUCCGAAAUGUGCCUUUCUUCCAAGCAAGAGGAUGGUACUUCACAUUCCUGGAAUCUUGCCUCUCUAAAGACAAAUGUUCAUCUGUCAUAUUUGAUAGAUUAUUAUAUUGCAGAGUAUCAAUUUUUGUACAAAUUUAUAGAAAUAAACUUGGGCAAAACCA